CGCCAAAGCCCAAACCCCGCCGAACCCCCCAGCCCUGGGCCGCCGGCGCGUCGCCCCGCGUCUGCGGCUUUCCCAGCGAGUCUCCUACUCCUCCUCUUCCUCCGCCCCCGCCCCCACCGUCCCACCCGCCCAGUCCGGGACGCCCGCCGGGCAGGAAGCGGCCCCUUCCGGCUCGCGAGAGGCCCGCCUCUUUCCUUUCUCUUCCCUCCUUGUCUCCAACAGCCACCCGCCUAUGCUCAGCGGCUCCUGUCCUGGGAGCCUCAGGGGCCUCCAUGGCUUCCCCCACCUCCACCAAUCCAGCACACGCCCACUUCGAGAGCUUCCUACAGGCCCAGCUGUGCCAGGAUGUGCUGAGCAGCUUCCAGGGGCUCUGCGGGGCCCUAGGGAUAGAGCCUGGUGGGGGGCUACCCCAGUAUCACAAGAUCAAGGCCCAGCUCAACUACUGGAGUGCCAAGUCACUGUGGGCCAAGCUGGACAAGCGAGCAGACCAGCCUGAAUACCAGCAGGGCCGGGCCUGCGCCAGCACCAAGUGCCUGGUGGUGGGCGCUGGACCUUGUGGGUUGCGGGCUGCCGUGGAGCUGGCCCUGCUGGGGGCCCGUGUGGUGCUCGUGGAGAAGCGCACCAAGUUCUCUCGCCACAACGUGCUGCACCUCUGGCCCUUCACCAUCCAUGACCUUAGAGCGCUCGGUGCCAAGAAGUUCUAUGGGCGCUUCUGUACAGGCACCCUGGACCACAUCAGCAUCCGACAGCUUCAGCUGCUUUUGUUGAAAGUGGCAUUACUCCUGGGGGUAGAAAUUCAUUGGGGUGUCACUUUCAUUGGCCUCCAGCCCCCUCCCAAAAAGGGUUGUGGCUGGCGUGCCCAGCUCCAGCCCAGCCCCUCACCCCAACUGGCCAACUAUGAAUUUGAUGUCCUCAUCUCUGCUGCUGGAGGUAAAUUCGUCCCUGAAGGCUUCACAGUGCGGGAAAUGCGUGGCAAACUGGCCAUUGGCAUCACGGUCAACUUUGUGAACAGGCGCACAGUGGAAGAGACACAGGUGCCCGAGAUCAGCGGUGUGGCCAGGAUCUACAACCAGAGCUUCUUCCAGAACCUGCUCAAAGCCACAGGCAUUGAUCUGGAGAACAUUGUGUACUACAAGGAUGACACCCACUAUUUUGUGAUGACAGCCAAGAAGCAGUGCCUGCUGCGGCUCGGGGUGCUGCGUCAGGACUGGCAGGACACCGACCGCCUGCUGGGCAAUGCCAAUGUGGUCCCCGAGGCUCUGCAGCGCUUUGCCAGGGCAGCUGCUGACUUCGCCACCAAUGGCAAGCUCGGGAAGCUGGAGUUUGCCAAAGAUGCCCACGGGAGGCCUGAUAUCUCUGCCUUUGACUUCACAAGCAUGAUGCGGGCAGAGAGUUCUGCUCGAGUGCAGGAGAAGCACGGUGCCCGCCUGCUGCUGGGGCUGGUGGGGGACUGCCUGGUGGAGCCCUUCUGGCCCCUGGGCACUGGAGUGGCUCGGGGCUUCUUGGCAGCCUUUGAUGCCGCCUGGAUGGUGAAGCGGUGGGCAGAGGGUGCUGAGCCCCUAGAAGUGUUGGCAGAGCGGGAGAGCUUGUACCAGCUCCUCUCACAGACCUCCCCAGACAACAUGCACCGCAACGUGGCCCAGUAUGGGCUGGACCCUGCCACCCGCUACCCCAACCUGAACCUCCGGGCCGUGACUCCCAAUCAGGUACGAGACCUGUAUGACGUGGUGGCCAAGGAGCCUGUGAGAAAGAAGAGUGACAAGAUAGAUGGAGGAAAGCCAGCCACAGGGUCGGCAGGCACCCAGGAAGAAUUGCUACGCUGGUGCCAGGAGCAGACGGCUGGGUACCCGGGUGUCCAUGUCACCGACCUGUCUACCUCCUGGGCGGACGGGCUGGCUCUGUGUGCCCUGGUGCACCGGCUGCGGCCGGGCCUGCUGGAGCCCUCAGAGCUGCAGGGGGUGGGAGCCCUGGAAGCAACUGCUUGGGCGCUGAGGAUGGCAGAACAUGAGCUGGGCAUCACGCCCGUGCUGUCCGCAAAGGCAGUGGUGACAGGGAGCGACCCGCUGGGCCUCAUCGCUUAUCUCAGCCACUUCCACAGUGCCUUCAAGAGCAUGCCCCACAACCCAGGUGGCCUGGGGGGCUCUGUCAGCCAAGGCUCUCAGGGGACCUCCAGUGCUGUGCUGUUCCUUGGCAAACUGCAUAGGACCCUGCAGCGGACCCGUGCCCAGGAAAACGGGGAGGAUACUGGUGGCAAGAAGCCGCGCCUGGAGGUAGAUGCUAAAACCCCAAGUACUGAGGAGCCACCUGUCCCAGAGGCUGGUGUACCCUUGACACCCCCAUCCCAACACCAAGAGGCUGGUGCUGGGGACCUGUGUGCACUUUGUGGAGAACACCUCUACAUCCUGGAACGUCUCUGUGCUGAUGGCCGUUUCUUUCAUCGGAGCUGCUUCCGCUGUCAUACCUGUGAGGCCACAUUGUGGCCAGGUGGCUAUGAGCAGCACCCGGGAGAUGGACAUUUCUACUGCCUCCAGCACCUGCCCCAGGCAGGCCACAAGGAGGAAGGCAGUGACAAAGGCCCUGAGAGUCAGGACCUCCCCACACCGGAUGAAAACAGCAUGCCAUCAGGGCCCUCAGGGGCUGUCACCCCCCAGGAGAGGACUGCUCCAGCCCCAAGCCCCAGCCAGCCUCCUCGUCAGCGGAUCCGCCUGUCUAGCCCAGAGCGCAAGCAGCUGUCCUCCCUUAAUCUCACUCCUGACCCAGAGCUAGAGCCCCCACCCAAGCCUCCCCGCAGCUGCCUUGCCUUGGCCCGCCAGGCCCUGGAAGGCAGCUUUGUCGGUUGGGGCAUGCCAGUCCGGAGCCCUCAAGUUCCUGUGGCCAUGGAGGAAGAGGAGGAACAGAGCCCGCCCUCCAGUGAGGAGGAAACAGAGGAAGAGGAAGCUGUGGCUUUGGACUCACACACAGAGCAGGCUCUGCAGAUCUUGGCCAAGAACUCAGGCACCAUGGACAAGUACCCAACGUGGCGGCGGACUCUGCUGCGCCGUGCUAGGGAGGAGGAGAUGAAGCGGUUCUGCAAGGCCCAGGCUGUCCAGCGGCGACUAAAUGAAAUUGAGACCGCUCUAAGGGAGCUGGAGGCUGAGGGCAUGAAGCUGGAGCUGGCCUUGAGAAGCCAGAGCAGAUCCCCGGAACAGCAAAAGGCACUGUGGGUAGAACAGCUGCUCCAGCUCGUUCAGAAGAAAAACAGCCUGGUGGCGGAGGAGGCAGAGCUCAUGAUCACGGUGCAGGAGCUGAAACUGGAGGACAAACAGUGGCAGCUGGACCAGGAGCUACGAGGCUACAUGAACCGGGAAGAAACCCUGAAGACCCCUGCAGACCGGCAGGCUGAGGACCAGGUCCUGAGGAAGCUGCUGGAUGUGGUGAACCAGCGAGACGCACUCAUCCGCUUCCAGGAGGAACGCAGGCUCAGUGAGCUGGCCUCGGAGCCGGGGGCCCAGGGCUAGCAGAGGGGGGCUGCCUGCCCUCGUCCCUGCAAGGACGACCACCUCACCCGAGGACUGUGCCACCCUGUUCAUCUGGGCUGCCUGGGAGGGGGGCCUCACUGUUUACAAUAAAAAUGUUCCUGCCACAC
Messenger RNA from Hyaena hyaena (striped hyena), 3625 nucleotides. RefSeq names its product microtubule associated monooxygenase, calponin and LIM domain containing 1 (gene MICAL1). Gene Ontology annotation, molecular function: FAD binding; protein binding. The record is from RefSeq and is a predicted model, not a curated record. The transcript is spliced from 25 exons. The coding region runs from base 273 to 3497 and encodes 1074 amino acids. Lineage: Eukaryota; Metazoa; Chordata; Mammalia; Carnivora; Hyaenidae.